Molecule: messenger RNA, 1095 nt
Organism: Iphiclides podalirius (scarce swallowtail)
Lineage: Eukaryota; Metazoa; Arthropoda; Insecta; Lepidoptera; Papilionidae
Source: the annotation of a GenBank genome assembly
AUGACGGUCUCUCCAAAGAAACACACAUCGAACUUCACCACCUCAACAACUAACAGAGGCGUCGAGGCUAAAGAAGUGGAAAUUGGUAACAUACUUUUAGACACAAGUAUGCAGCCUUCGAGCCAGCCCAGCCAUCCGAGCCAGCAGAGCACUGACUGCAGUCAUACCUCAACUUCGCCGCCAUCGCGGGGCGAUUCCGCAUCUUACAUUCAGGUACUGGUGCAGAAGCAGAGACGUCGAAGGGACACAAUCACCGCACCCCGUCUUCCGCAACCUUCGAGCCCAGGCGCGCCACCGGCGCCGACUCCUCCACGUUGCAAGACCAAGCCAGCUAUGUUACAAGCAGACUCUACUCGGAUGCAGUUUAUACCUAUACCUCAUGCAAUAAAUGAAAAUACUCCACAAAAGCAUGGUGGCUGUGUUGCUUGCAAAAUAUGGCCCGAAUCUCUGCUAGCUUGCCCUGCGAUUGCAGCACUUCACCAAUCGUGCGGUGCAUUACCAGAACCAACAUGCGAACGAAAGAAGAACGAAAGGGCGUUGCCAAAGCGACUCGGUGCUCUACCGAAGAAUGAUGUUUCUCUGUGGCGGAAAGUAAGAAACAUCACAAAAGAAAAUAUGGAGCCCCUAGACGGCCCCGAGCGGUUGGACGUUUACCGAUUCGAGACGGGCCUGGCGACGCUGAGCGCGCGCGGCUCGGCGCCCACGCGGCUCGAGCGGGCGCUGCGGCGGGGCGCUCGGCCCGCCGCGCGCCUGCUGGCGGAGGCGCUGGCGGCGCCGCGGCUGCUGGCCGCGCUGCCCGCCGCGCUGCUGCUCGCGGCGCUGCGCAGUGCGCUGACGCCGGUGCGCGACACGGCCGUGGGCCUGGUGCAGACCGCGUCCGACUACAUGCUCAAGCCGCUGCUGGCGCUGGCGUUCAACGCGCUGCUGCAGCCGGCGCUCGCGUGCGCGAUGCAGAGCGCGCGCGCCGUGCGAGCCGCCGUGCGCCCCCUGCUGCUGGCGCUCAACGACGCGGUGGAGCCGCUCGCGCGCCUCCUGGCCGCCGUGCGCCUGGUGCACGUGGAGCGACGCUGCGCCUGCUCCUGCUCGCACGCCGUC